Messenger RNA from Drepanopeziza brunnea f. sp. 'multigermtubi' MB_m1, 687 nucleotides. The record is from RefSeq and is a predicted model, not a curated record. Lineage: Eukaryota; Fungi; Ascomycota; Leotiomycetes; Helotiales; Drepanopezizaceae.
AUGCUCUUUUAUCUGGCGUCUCUUCUACUACAUGCCUGUGGUAUCGCUGCAAAUACUGAAAAGACUAUAUUUCUCGGUCCCAGAAGUCUCCAGGUUCCCGUCGAGCAUCCGACUCUCGAAGACUUGCAACUUGAGUCUCUCUCGCCAAAUCACUGGUCCUUGAGAACGCACAUCCGAGCAGAGUUUCCAACCAACUCUUCUAGCUAUGGCCAAACAUCUUGGUACCUGCUGCAUAAUCUACACGAAGGUCGGAGAUAUGAAGUCAGGAUCUGCUGGGCCGCAACACAACCUACUUCGUUCCGACUUGACACCUUCGAAUUACCUACGGUCAUGGAAACUCCAGAAUUGAUAGCAUCACUUGCACAAUACUCCGAGACACGGCAACGUGAGGUCAAUGAAGGCCAAGAGAAGGAUAACAGGGCUGAUGGCCCAGUGUCGACACUCCUUCUGAGGAUUUUCGCCGCGGCCGACUACUUUACUACAAAUAAGACUCUGAUGGACAAUGUCCCGCCGGUAUAUGUGGAUAUCAUUCUCGAUCCCUUCGUAUUCAACGUCUUCCCGCGAUCAUUGCUCCCCACAGCAACAUAUCUAGUAUUAGUUGCAGUCGGGAGCUGGUACUUGGCGAAGUUUAUUAGUGGGUGGAUGGAGAAUAUUUCAAGAGCGACAUUUGAAAAGAAGAUCUCUUAA